Messenger RNA from Sporisorium graminicola, 2226 nucleotides. RefSeq lists its product as uncharacterized. The record is from RefSeq and is a predicted model, not a curated record. Gene Ontology annotation, molecular function: zinc ion binding; DNA-binding transcription factor activity, RNA polymerase II-specific. The transcript has a single exon. NCBI's taxonomy places the organism in Eukaryota, Fungi, Basidiomycota, Ustilaginomycetes, Ustilaginales, Ustilaginaceae. Bases 1 to 2226 code for a protein of 741 amino acids. Gene Ontology annotation, biological process: regulation of DNA-templated transcription.
AUGUCCGACACCGCCGAGGCUUCCACCAGUAGUAACGUGAGCGGCAAGCGAAAACUCUACGUUGCUUGCAAUGCCUGCCGCUUUCGCAAAGUCAAAUGCGAUCGCGAGCCUCGUCUUGAACAGGGUUACUCGGCUUGUACCAACUGCGAGGGUGCAUCCAUGGACUGCGUACUCACCGUCAACCCUCCCAAGAAGCGUCUGGGUAAGCGCAUGAAGAUGCUUCAAGAGCAGCAGGAGGUGGGGGAGGCCGUAUCUAUCGACGCAACAGAAACAAUGACUUCAUCUGCAUUCACCCAGAGUAAUGGCCAAGCAUCGCAUGCGCCACAGAUGAGCUCAACGACUUCGUUCAACGGCGCCAUCGAAAUGUCACCCGGGUUUUCUAGCUUACUCGAAGCUGUCUCGCAACAACAGGGAGCUACUUUUCAAGACGAGCCUCCAACAAUAAACGUUACCACGGAUGGCACUCAUCUCCCUCCUUACGCAGAGGCGUCAGACACUCGCAGCUCCAUCAUCCAGAAUGGCAUGUUCGCUGCUUUCGACACCAGCAAUGCAGACGUCUUUCGCUUUUCUACCGGCAGCACCCCAGUCAACGAACUGCAUGGCUCCAGUCGCCAGAUUGCCGACACAUCAACGGGACCUACCGACCCUUCAUCUUCCAGUGCCACGCCCAGGUCAGUUACCGCUGCUGCCUCGGACCAAUCAUCGCCGGAAGUUAUCUCAUCGCAGGGCACCUUUCUCAGCUCAAAGAUCACAAACGCUGUCUCGACACAAACCAACGCGCUGAAACGGCGUAACCCUUUCAACAAGCCCUCUCCCAAUAACGCCACAGGUCAAGUUGGCUUUGUCGGUGGACUGCUUGGCAUCGUUUCGCUAGACAAGCAGCUUUUGGACGUCUGCGUCAAGGCCUACUUUGAGAGCAUCGGUCAGUGCAUCGGCUUCAUCCGUCCCGAGUGGUUCUGGCCCAGAUACCACGCCUUCUUUUCGCGCUACAGCGGCCUCUUUGUGGGUUCCAGUGCGGAUACAGGCGACGAGCCGCUUUCAGAGUUGCUCUUGAUCGCGGUGGCAUGUCGUGGUGCAGGAGCGAGCCAGUUUGCCAACCGCUUCGAGCUGCAAAAGGAUCUGUACGAACACUACUGCAGGCUGAUCAAGGAUCGCGAUCGUCUGGUGCGCGACGGGUUUGAUGCGCUGGAAUCCGUGGUGCUCAUGGUCGAAUACGUCGACAGCGAGCCCAAACCGAUCGCGGAUUCCAUGUCGGCGCAAGGCGUGUAUGACGUCGACGUCCUGUCGCAUGAAGGGCUUAUCCGACUCAUGAAGAAGCUCGAGCUGCAACGAGAGAAGCCAUUCGGCGUACGUCUCGAGGGUAGGGAUUCAGUGCGGCAGAGGAUUCUAUUCUGGACCAUUUACGUCUAUGAUGCCAUCCGGUCCCAAGCAGGACGCACAACACCGCUCAUCGAAGAAGACGAAAUCAGCCUGAUACGCAGUCUUCCGCUGUGGGGUAGCAGUGCAACCGAUGCGAUGCGCAUGGCGUUCCGCGACUACUUCGUCGACCUCUCCAACAUCUGCCGCUACGUUGCGUACAAGAUCCAGUCCCCGCGCGUCCAAGAUGUCGGCAUUGACCCUCGAGAUGUGCUGCGCGUGCUUGACGACUUGAAAGCGUGGCACGACCAGCUCGGCCCCCUGUUUACAUGGGACUGGAACGACAUGCUGCACAUCACCGGUCCUACGCACCCCGAAGAUCAGAGCCGCCGCAGCUUCAUUAUCUUUCUCUUUCUCGGGCAAUGGCUAGGGCUCGAUUACGCGGUCGAAGAGAUCGGCUUCUCUUCGGACUGCGAUGCCAAGUUGAAGCAAGAAGCGAUACGAAGACUUGAACACGAGGUACAAACAACGCUGGACCGACAAGUGCUGGUCUGCGAUCACGGAACGCUGUUUGGCAUCAUCCGGCUGCAUCCGGACCUGAUGCAGUCCUGGUCCGUCACCUGGGCGUUUUGGUGCAUCAAGCGCAUGCAAGCCCUUCUCGAGCAAGAGAGUGAGGAUCGACUGGCUAGCGCCAAAGCGACUCAGGCCUUCCAGCGAUACCAGUCAGCGGUGCUCUGCUUUAUCAACGCUGCCGCCAGCUGCGACAGUGCACUGCAGACGCCUGAGAGGGUGCAGCAGCUCAUGACCGCGCUCAAAAAGGUGACGGAAGCGAGAAAUUCGACCCGGCUCACAUUCGAUCGUGGAGUGUAG